CGGGUGCUGAUUACUGAUUAUUACACAAAGCUUGGCUUUGUUACAAGAGCUUCCAAAUGGAAAGAAAAACUUUGGCUCUGAAGAGGAUGAUUGAGAAACAUUCUCCUAAAAAGGAAAACCUGGACCCUCGAAAGUGGAUAAGGCCGGAGACUGUGAGGGGGUUUGGCGACUUUGUUGCGAACAAGCGUACAAGCAAAGAGACAGACAACAGUUUUGAUGACGUAGAGAUGUUGCUCGAGGCUGAGAAGCAGUUUAUUGAAGCAGCUAAGAGGAACGACGUGGAGACCAUGACAGAUCUCGGAAGAGGACUGAACGCUAAUGUAAAGAAUGUGCAUAAUAGGACUGCCCUUCACUUUGCAGUGGCUGGCACAAACACAGAAGCUGUGAAGCUUCUGCUACAGCGAAGGGUCAAAGUGGACCAAAAGGACAAGUAUGGUGUAGCACCCAUUCAUUUGGCUGCCUGGUUUGGCAGUUUGGACAUCCUGAAAUUAUUAGUGCAGGCUGGCGCAGAACAGAAGGCUGAGAACGAGGAAGGACUGAACAUUUUGCACUGUGCUGCCAUCAACAACCAUACUGAAAUCGUAGACUAUAUUGUCAAUGACCUACAGAUGAAAGAACUUGACAAAGACGACCUGUCAGGGCACCGGGCAUUUGCAUUGGCUGCAGAACACGGGUGUGUAAAAAUGUUACAGGUCCUCAUGGAGCCAUACAAUAUGGCCACCAUGAAGCCCAGCAAGAGAGGGGACACGCCCCUGCACUUAGCUGCCAGGAACGGCCACUUGGAUGCCGUCCAGGUGCUGCUGCAGAGCUUUGAUACUCGGGAUGAAGUCAAUAUGGAUGGUGAGACCGCUUUGUACCAGGCUGCAGACAACGGUCAGGAAGACUGUGUUCAGGUUCUGCUGGAUGCCGGCUGUGACCCCAACAUACUCACAGUGGCCAAAUGCAGCGCUCUCCACACAGUUGCCGAAAGAGGAGAUGCAGCUCUUGUUCAAGUUCUCUUACAGUGCAAUGCCCAGACGGACUUUCAAAAUCAGGAACUAGAGACACCUCUCCACCUGGCAGUGAAGAACAGCCACAUCCCUGUUAUCUACUACCUAUUGGGGGCUGGCUGCAACAUCAAUGCCACAGAUAAGAGGUCUCAGACUGCUCUGCACCUUGCUGCUGAGACUGCCAAAGCUGAGGUUGUAGAAAUGCUUCUUAAAGCUGGGCCUGAUCUAACAAUCCAGGACCGGCAGGGGAAGACUGCUCUGGGUGUUGCAGCAAGAGCUGAUGAGGUGAACAUUGUGGACAUGAUCAUCAAAGCAGAACGAUACUAUGACCAGAAAAAGGCUAACCCCGAGCUUAAUGAGAUUGUUCGCACCGAGCAUGCACUAACGUUCAAAUUUGACCGCCGCAACGAGACCAAGGAGCUCUAUUCGAUGGCCUGGCGCCUAGCGUACAAGCUCCUGAAACCAGGAGACUGGAAAAAACUGGCAAAACACUGGGGCUUUACUCAGGAGCAAGUGUCUGCCAUCGAGGAGCAGUGGACAGGUAAACACAGCUAUCAAGAACAUGGGAACAGGAUGCUGCUGAUCUGGUUUCAUGGGGAGGAACUGGCUCUGAAGGCCCCCGCUAAAGACCUCUACCAGGGCCUCAUCUACAUAGGGAACACAAAAGCUGCAGAUAAGAUUCGGCUGGAGGCAGAGCAUGUGAGCAGUAAAAAAUGCAGCGUUUCAUGAGGAGGAGCGCUACUGUAAUUAAGACUGUUUGCAUUACUGUCAACGAAUCAUCUGUACAGAAAGUUUGCAGUAAAAUAUUUUAUUUUAGAAAUAAUGUUGUGC
This is a messenger RNA of Archocentrus centrarchus (flier cichlid), 1820 nucleotides long. RefSeq names its product ankyrin repeat and death domain containing 1B (gene ankdd1b). The coding region runs from base 57 to 1718 and encodes 553 amino acids. The record is from RefSeq and is a predicted model, not a curated record. The transcript is spliced from 15 exons. Gene Ontology annotation, molecular function: protein binding. NCBI's taxonomy places the organism in Eukaryota, Metazoa, Chordata, Actinopteri, Cichliformes, Cichlidae. Gene Ontology annotation, biological process: signal transduction.